GAGCCCCGCGGAGCCCCGCGGAGCUGCUCGGGCGGCGGGGCCCCGCCGGCGGCCCCAUGCCCCGCCGCACACGGAGCCCCCCCCGCGGCGCGGCCCAGCCGGGCGGCGGCUCCCUCCUGGGAAACUGGCUCAAAGAGUUGCUAUGAAGUGCCCUGGACCUCCAGAGAGCUCGAGACUUGCCUGCUUCCUGGAAAGUGCCUUAGCCAGAGAGACUAGGAUUUGGAAAGUGCCAGUUUUCCACCGUCUCACCCUGAAGGGUACGGAUAUCUCUCCGUCAUGUUACGAGAAAACAGUUCUCUGGAUUGCAGAAAUCAGCUCUCGGUUCCAGUUCUACCCUGAAACAUUCGCCUUAGCCAUCAGCAUCCUUAACCGGUUACUGGCAUCGGUAAAGGCCCAAUUAAAAUAUCUGCAGUGCAUAGCAAUUUCCUGCCUUGUCCUUGCAGCAAAAACCAACGAAGAAGAUGAGGUAAUACCAUCGGUGAAGAUGCUCGCAGUGCAGAGUGGUUGUAAACGCUCUCCAGCUGAGAUCUUGAGAAUGGAAAGAAUUAUACUAGAUAAGCUUCACUGGGAUCUUUACACAGCAACACCAAUGGAUUUCUUAAACAUUUUCCAUGCCAUGGUGAUGUCCAACUGGCCCCAUCUACUAAAUGGGCAGCCUCAGACGAAUCCUUCCCGCCACGUUGCAUUCUUGACCAAACAGCUACAGCACUGUAUGGCGUGCCACCAACUAGUGCAGUUUAAGGGCUCCACAUUGGCCUUGGUGAUCAUCACCUUAGAGUUGGAGAGGCUGACUCCUGAUUGGUUUCCUGUUAUUACUGAUCUGCUAAAAAAAGCACAGGUUACCAGUACUGAAUUCAUUCACUGCAAAGAGUUCGUGGAUCGAGAGCUAAUGCGUUUGCAGCCAUCCAACGCCAUUUACAUUUUUUAUCCCGUCACUCAAGCCAUCCAGGGCCAUCCCGAGGCAGGGUUAGCCUGCCCUUACCCUUCUGGAUUGAAACAUUCCCAGCAAGCGAGGCUGAGGGUGGCCGUGAGCCAGCCAGUUUCAGCACCUUUCACAUCUAGUCCAGCCCAAAUUCCUGACGACGCCAUGGAGACAGAUGACUACUAUGAUGGAUUCAGCCACCUGUACAGUGAGGAUGGGGGAGUGGACGGUGGGAGGGGACACGUGGGCGGCUUCUGCCCUCAGCUGAGGCCUGGAGAAGGCAGCUCCCCCUGUCCUCCCUUGCAGGCACCUGAAAGGGACUAGUGGAGAGCACCCUGCCUUGGAAGCAGCGCCUGUGGGACCAGUAGGUCCCAGCAAACAGACCAACAGACACAACAGAGCAAGGGCACUGCUGUGUCUUUCAGAGGAUAACGACAAAACGGUGUUAUUUUCCUAUUUAUGCAUUUUCUAGCAGUGUUUGCUACCCCUCGUUUUUAACAUCAUGUGAAUACAGAAAGCUGGGGAGGGAUCGGUCACAACCCCACAACUCAGGGAUCAGCUUGGCAGAAGGCUAUGAGCUGUGCCAGAGAGCACCACAUGCCUCAGUUUAUUUUUUAAGAUUGCUGCGAUUGAGUGCGAGAGAUGAAACAUUUAUGUCAUCCAGCACACUCCAUCGUUCUCUUAUUGGAGCUAAUGUGACUUGCCCCAUGGCAGAGCGAAACAGGAGCUGCUUUCAAGGAAGGGGAGCUCCCACUGCUGGCUCUGUAAGAAUAGUCCUCGGGUAGGACCAAGGUUUUGAUUCAAUAGUGACAAGGCCGUGAGCCAAACCAUUCAGUUUUUUUUAAGUCCUUACCCUGGAUCCAAGGGUUUUGAGGUCCGUGCUCCUUCCCGGGUGAGCCAUUAAAGGCCCCCUCCAAGUUCCCGGGAGCUGUGGGAGAUCACUUCUUGGCCGCAGACAGCACUGCCCAGCCUGUGCCAUCCAGGCUGGUUCUUUUUCCUGUCUUACCAAGCUGGACAAUGGAAAAUGCCUUCAACUAAUUCCUUACCACUACCAGAGUAGUAUUUGUUAACUGUUAAUCUCUGUAGCAAAGCAGUUUUACAAUCUACAAAGGUCAGUUUAAGCUUCUCUUGCACUUUUAAAAAUGGCCUUACACGUUCUUUCAAAAUACGUUUUUUUUAACGUGUUUUACACAACAGGCCAGCAUUUUCAGGUGCUAGUUGUACUAGUUAGAAGUCAUAACCCAGACAGUACUGUAUGAGUAACAAUACCGUACCUGCAAGUCUGUCACAGAACAGGAAAGGCUCUCAUGGAGCCCAGCACAGGCCACGUGCUGAGCAGGUGUCUCAGUGAUAGUGGAUAAAUGAACAGGGAGUAGGGAUAAGAAGGGCGCAAGGAAAUCCUUACACUGCUUGGCAGCAGCGCUCACCAGUGCGGGAAGAAAUUUUGUGGCCUUCCUUCCUUGGCUCAUCUUCUUACCUGGUAGGAGAGAAAGUCCCGAACUGCGAGCUUUGCAGGAGUGACGUCCUGAGCAGCUCUGAUAACAGCUUUCCAAAGUCUUACAUUUAGAUUUUGGCAGAGCUGGUCCUGAGGAAAGAAUCGUGUUUGUGCAGGGAGAAAGUCAAGCUUUUCUUUUGAAACUGCAAAGAAAGCAGUGCCCAAGCGCUCCAGAAGGAAACAUCUAUCACAGACUUGGUGCAAGAGACACGUGAGCAGAUGGGAUUCGAACCAGCACUGACAGCAAAGGUGUCCCCACGAGGCAAGUCAAAGCUACCGCACGCUGAGUGCUGUGCUGCGGGGGGAGCCCAGCCCCGCGCCGGGGGAUGCCCCAGGAGCAGGGCUCAGCACUCCUCUCCAGAGCUGACACGUUUACAAGGUGUCCUGCAGCCGGGAGCUGGGCAGCGGCGUGCUUGCGCUGCGUUAUUUAUUAAUCCUACCUACGUCCCACAGGGAAGGUUUUCUCUUUGUGGUAGGGCUCUUUCCUCCCCCAGGGUGGCACCUUCCUUUUCUAUCAAACUGUGACUUGACUGCCCGACUUUCUGAAGGAGGCAAGUUGUCUUUUGUAGUUUACUUAAUAAAAUAUAAUCUCAGUCUGCA
Molecule: messenger RNA, 3017 nt
Organism: Cygnus atratus (black swan)
Lineage: Eukaryota; Metazoa; Chordata; Aves; Anseriformes; Anatidae
Gene: CCNI2
Product: cyclin I family member 2
Exons: 7
Coding region: 143-1246 (367 amino acids)
Biological process (GO): mitotic cell cycle phase transition; regulation of cyclin-dependent protein serine/threonine kinase activity
Cellular component (GO): cytoplasm; nucleus; cyclin-dependent protein kinase holoenzyme complex
Molecular function (GO): cyclin-dependent protein serine/threonine kinase regulator activity
Source: RefSeq, a predicted model, not a curated record